GAAAAGGACAUGCAAUUCCAGCUGCUCUUUUGUGAUUUGUACCAUGUGAAUGUCAUAGCUUCUGCCAUGUGAGAUCAUGGACCCAAUAACAUUUCAUUUAUAAUUCUCUUCUUCACUUAGUCAAUUAAUACUCAACAACGGUCCUACUUCACCUUCACCUUCACCUUCAUCUUCUUCUUCUUCUUCUUGAAUCUUGAUUUACACCUAGCACCGCCGCAACACCGCCUCUUUCUGGCUUCCUACGGUGCCACGAUGAUGCUUCGACACGGCGGCUUGUCACUUUGUGGCGUGUUGGUGAUCACUACCCUUUUUGUUCCAUUGGGUUAUGCUUCUACUUCUUUUAUGUUGGAACCGAUAAUUUCAAAGCCAAGGCACUCACGUCUAUUUAAAAGCGCAUUACGACAAGAAAAUUUGAGUAAACAACAGUCAGAUCUUUGGACACCUUUGGUCAACCAAGGAUGGAAGCCCUGUAUUGCUUCUACUUCCACUUCUUCAUCAGUGUCGGAUUCUUCGGGAUACAUCCAAGUGUUCCUUGAUGGAGGAUUGAACCAACAAAGGAUGGGGAUAUGCGAUGCAGUUGCUGUGGCUAAAAUACUCAAUGCAACUCUUGUAAUCCCUUAUCUUGAAGUGAAUCCGGUGUGGAAAGACGCAAGCUAUUUUGAGGAUAUUUUUGAUGUGGACCACUUUAUGAAUGUACUUAAAGAUGAUAUAUCUAUAGUUAGGGAAUUACCCGAUGAAUACACGUGGAGCACGAGGGAAUAUUACGCAUCUGCCAUUAGAUCCACUCGAGUUAAAAACGCACCCCUUCAUGCUUCAGCAAAUUGGUAUCGUGAACACGUUUCUCCAGUUCUAGAGAGUUACGGGAUAGCUGCAAUUUCACCAUUUUCUCACCGGCUAGCUUUUAACAACAUGCCUGCGGACAUCCAGCGGUUACGGUGCAAAGUCAACUUUGAAGCUUUGACUUUUGUUUCCCAUGUUAGAAAUCUUGGAGAUUUACUGGUCAAUCGCCUCCGGUUUAGUGAUGAUGCCGCUGGCACUGAGUAUCUUAAACAGGUUGUCGACACACAAGGCAUAAAGAGUGCAGGAAAGUUUGUUGCCCUGCACCUACGGUUUGACAAGGAUAUGGCUGCACACUCAGCAUGUGACUUUGGUGGAGGUAAAGCAGAGAAGAAGGCUCUGGCUAGAUACCGUAAAGCAAUAUGGCAAGGGCGGGUCAUGAACUCACGGUUCACCGAUGAAGAACUAAGGAACCAGGGUCGUUGCCCUUUGACACCCGAAGAAAUCGGCUUAUUAUUGACCGCUUUGGGCUUUGACAAUAGUACCCGCUUGUACCUCGCUUCUCACAAGGUGUACGGUGGUGAAGCUAGGAUCUCAGCCUUAAGGAAACUUUUUCCACAAAUUGAAGAUAAAAAGAGCCUUGCUUCUGCUGUCGAACGCGCUCAAAUAAAUGGGAAAGCUUCUUUAUCAGCUGCUGUUGAUUAUUAUGUCAGCAUGCAUAGUGAUAUCUUCGUGUCCGCUUCUCCUGGCAAUAUGCACAAUGCAAUGGUGGGGCAUAGAACAUACUUGAAUUUGAAGACAAUUAGGCCAAACAUGGCGUUAUUGGGGCAGCUUUUCAUGAACAAGAGCAUGAAUUGGUCGGAUUUUCAAGCAGCCGUGGUUGAAGGGCAGAGAAACCGGCUAGGGAAGAUCAAGAUACGAAAAGCAAAACAAUCGAUAUACACAUAUCCGGUUCCUGACUGUGUGUGUCAACAAGAUUAAGUUGGAGAACACCAUUUUAUCAAAUGAACACACCAUAUUGUGGUUGUGGGUAGUUAUGACGAAAUAAGUUGUUAUUUAUUAUUUAGUCUCCCCUAUGUUGUUGCGGUUGUCGUCAACACACAUAAUGACAUCACAUGUUAAUGGUGAAAUCAACUUACAAAUAAUUAAUGAUAUUUUAAUAAACUGGCGGUGCGGUUGGGUUCAAA
Messenger RNA from Helianthus annuus (common sunflower), 1964 nucleotides. RefSeq names its product O-fucosyltransferase 39. The record is from RefSeq and is a predicted model, not a curated record. The transcript has 10 exons. Bases 253 to 1758 code for a protein of 501 amino acids. Lineage: Eukaryota; Viridiplantae; Streptophyta; Magnoliopsida; Asterales; Asteraceae.